GUUCACUUCCGCUCUAAACAAAACAGAACCGCCCACUCCAUAUUACGCUCCCGUCAGUCCGUGUGCAUGAUUCUGUAAUAAGUGUGAUUAAAAUGAGCAAAUGUCAUUGCUGUCAGAAGACAGACAGUUCCUGGCAGAAGACCUAACAACUAAAUCCUGCAGCACGAAUUAACCCAAAUGAAUAGCAUGCUGAGACGACUGAGGUCACAUCUCGACACAGCGGUGGACAAAGUGUGGUCGACAGAAAGCAAAGAUGAUGGAGAGAAACCCUUAAAGUUUGAUUACAGUCGACCGGAGUUCCUAAAACUGAAUGCAGAGAAAAUGAAGGUGUCCCAGGAUUUCAUGACACGCCCCAUCGUAACAUCCAAUGAACCAAUGACUCUGCCCUUCAACGCAGGAUACGCAGAGUGUAUAAACGGGGGUAAGAGUAAUGUAAACGAGGACCAAGCUACAGCGAAGCAGUACUUCAUAGACCUGGACAAACACGAACUCACCGAAUCCAGUGAGGAGGUUCCAAAUACUAUGCAGAUGUCAGAGAUUGCAUCUGGGAAAAUAUCUAACAAGCUGACCUUGACCUACUUUGGAAUGUUUGAUGGCCAUGCGGGUCCUGAUGCUGCCUUGAUGACAUCGAAACUUCUCCACAAACAUAUCAUGGAUCGCCUGCAGACUAAGAUCGAGGUCCUGAAAGCCAAAAUUCUGUCCACUGACACAGAGAACAACAAGGACAAUAACUGCCAUGACCUGGAUAAAUUUGGUAACCUGGACGCUGUGUCUCUAGACAGCCUCAUCGUCGGUGCUUUAGAGGAGUCAUUUUUAGCCAUGGAUGAGCAGAUCAAGCGAGAGAAGACAACAUACUCAAUAAGAGGAGGCUGUGCUGUGAUUGUUGCCAUUUUUAUUAUGGGGAAACUCUUUGUGGCUAACGCUGGCGACUGCAGGGCAGUCUUAUAUAACAAGGGCCGAGCCAUCAGACUAUCAAGGGACAUGACUCCGUACUCCGAACGGCAGAGAAUCCUCGCUCUCGGUAUGGCUAAGCCAGAUCUGUUACAUGAAGAGUUCACGUGUUACGAAUACUUAAAGAGAAUCACCAGAAGUGACAUGGGAAAGCCGAUUUUAUACAGAGGACCCACAAUGGCUGGUUGGGGCUACAAAAUUGCUGACCAAGAUGAUCUGAAAGUGCCGCUCAUCACAAGCACAGGAAAUAAGUCCAGACUGAUGCAGACUAUUGGUGUGGCGCGAGGUUUCGGGGACCAUGACCUGAGGUUGUACGAUUCCAAUAUCUACAUGAAGCCAUUCUUGUCGGCUGUUCCGGAGGUGUGUGUUUACGAUGUGAAGGCAGCUGAUUUAGAUGAUGAUGACGUCUUGGUGAUAGGAAGUGAUGGAUUGUGGGACUUACUGAAGGUUGAGGAGGUUCGGAAAUCCGUGAAUGAUGUACUACAAUUGUACAAUAUCAACAACCAAAAAAGGUACUUAUCAGUAGCUCAUGAACUCGUGACGUUAGCCCGGGGAUCUCAUACUGGAAACAACUGGAAAAAGAAGAAUGGAGACCCUGGGUCAUUUGAUGACAUCUCUGUGUUUGUUGUACCUUUGAAACACUGACAUCUACAACAAAAAGAGAAAAUCUAGAACCUGUAUUUCACAGCAUGAAGUCGACGUGACACAAAACAACAUCAUGGGAGCUUUAAACUCCGAACUCCAGAAGCUGAUUAAUUUAGUGGUUUUGUUAAUUAACAAGUUUUUUUGUUCCCUGAGAAAUCCAAAUGUUACAUUAAUUUUAUGUUAAUAUACAUCAUACACCUGUUCCAAAUUUUCUGAUUGAAAUAUUUGCAGUCUGUCCGUCCAUCUGCCCGUCCAUGAGUACGGAAUUUUGUGCAUGAUUUGUUCUCAUUGUGAACUUCUACCGAACAGUAACAUGAAACGACGCAAGAUAUGAUACAAUUGAUACUCUGGGUGCUUCUGAAGAAAUGCAUAAUUUACUUUUUUUAAGUAAUCAGAAUUAUAGCUUCCCAGUCUGCUCUAAAUUCUCCUUUGAUAGUGGUCCUGUGGAACACAUGUUAUAUUUUAAAGUUAUCAGAUAUCCUCAUCUUCAUUUGAUUCUGGACGAAUGAGACGUUUCAAAACUCAAAACUUGGCAUAACUGACGUCACUUUUAGUCACACAGGUGCAAUUUUAUGUAAGUGUCAAAGAUAUUGAAUUGUUUUCUUCCAAUAUUUUGUCAUGCCAGUGUCACAAAAUUUGUCACAGAUGACAUACAAAAGAUGUAUUAAAAAAAACUAGAGUUGUAGAGAUAUAAUUUAAUGGCAAUAGUUUCAAAAUACCAUCUGUCUUUUUGCAACGUUUUUUUCCACAUGGUGUAGCAUAAUGAAUUAAUUAGUCCGAUACAUCCUAAUACUCAUAUAAGUCAAAGUAAAAAAUUACCAACACCAUUGUUUUCUUUCCAACCACGUGUAAAGAAGGUACACACAUUACUAACUGAAGAGGUCCAAGAGAUAAUUAGUCAAGUAUGAACUUUAAAUUUCUGCCUAUUCCUUUCAUUUGGGAUGAAAUCAAAAUACACUGUAGUUUAUAUGGUAUAAUUUAUUAUAUACACAUGACGUCGAUGUAAACAAAAAUGGCGGCUCGAUCGGAACUAAGCGAAAAUCUUUUUGCAGUUUCCAACUACAUUGCCCAAGACAGUGACAACUAAAUUGGCAGACUUAUGUUAAAUACAUAUAAGUUGUCAAUCAACAAACUCGUGUGAUCUCAAUACUAAUGUAUGCUGAUGGAGAAUUAUUAUAUACGUUGUAUUGCCAUCAUAGGUACGUUUAUUACUAUGUUAGUUUGGAAACAAAUGAAAACUUAUUAGUAUGUACCUUGUAAUUUAUAAAGAAAGAGGCAGGCGAAUCAUUUUACCAUUCAGGUGAGCAUUAUGGCCCGUGGUCCAUGUUUUGAUACAUGAUAUAAUUAUACAUGUAAACAUUCCACUCAUUGUUACUUCGCGAAAGGUCUCAUAUUAUUGAUUAGAUGUUUUUAAUAACUGGGACACACCAUUCCAUCUUUAUGCUUGAGUGCUUGCCUUUAAAACUCUCUAUUGACAGUUAAUUCAUCAAGGGUGUGAAAUGAAGGAUGAUUGAUGAAAGUCAUGUUACAGCACAGUAAUGACUAAUCAACAACAGAGCCGUCUGCUGCUGGUAACUGUGUCCAGUCGAAAAAUAGAAAACUGCAGGCUAGGGGAAGAGGUCUGUUCAUUCCAGGGACCAGGGGAAAAGUUGACUUCAUGGGCUAGGGGAAGGGGCCUGUUGACUUUAAGGGACAGGGGGAAGAGGCCUGUUGACUUUAAGGGAUUGUAUAGGGGAAGAGGCCUGUUGAUUUCAGUGAGUAGGGAAGAGGCCUGUUGAUUUCAGUGAGUAGGGAAGAGGCCUGUUGAUUUCAGUGAGUAGGGAAGAGGCCUGUUGAUUUCAGUGAGUAGGGAAGAGGCCUGUUGAUUUCAGUGAGUAGGGAAGAGGUCGGUUGAUUUCAGUGAGUAGGGAAGAGGCCUGUUGAUUUCAGUGAGUAGGGAAGAGGCCUGUUGAUUUCAGUGAGUAGGGAAGAGGCCUGUUGAUUUCAGUGAGUAGGGAAGAGGCCUGUUGAUUUCAGUGAGUAGGGAAGAGGCCUGUUGAUUUCAGUGAGUAGGGAAGAGGUCGGUUGAUUUCAGUGAGUAGGGAAGAGGCCUGUUGAUUUCAGUGAGUAGGGAAGAGGUCGUUUGAUUUCAGGAGGGAUUGAGAGAAGAGGAAGAAUUUAAGCCAAAUGAUUUUAGGGUAAAAGAUGAAGGUUUAGUGUAGUGAUGUGUUUUAUAAAUAUAUAUAUUGAGCACUAGACCUAAGAUUUGUUUACUCCCUGCUUGUGACACUUCUGACAUAACUGUGGAUUUGUAGGGAGGAAGAUUGAUUCUGAUGUGGACCCAAAAAAUAUAAAAUAGUGACAGGUGAUGAUGCAGGGUACGCUUUAUUUUAAGUUAAUCCCAAAACCCACCCCACACACACAAAAUUAAUUCCAAAAAAGAUUUUUUGUACUCCUAAAUAUUGUUUUUGGGGGUUUAUUUGAUUUAAUGUCGAGAAAAAUAGAAACAAAGUUUGUUGAGUUGGGGCAUUUCUUUCAGGAUCAAGACCAAAAAUUAUUUAGGCUUUAUGAUGUGCAUGUAUAUAAAACAAACUGUUUCAGAUUGUGAUAAGGUGCUAGACCAUCCAGUUAGAUGUUGCACCUGGCAAUGCUCAUGUUUUAAUGUCAAUUCCCUUUUGCCAUAAUCAUUUGCCAAAACAUAUAUUCAUCCUGUAUAACAAGCACGGAACUGACAGUUCUUUAUAAGAGGUCAUGAUGAUAUACGUAUGUAUUACAUUAUGUUCUAAUAUUAUUUCAUUUUUUUUAUGCCCCCGAGAUCAAAGAUAGGGAAACAUUGAUUGUUUUUACUGUCUCGCUUUGUCUUUUGGGGCCAGUUAGUUAUGGUUAUCCUCGCUUGAGAAUUGCAGUGUAAACACCAUGCCUGUUAAUUUGGUUUAUGUAAAUCCAGAUUUACGGUACCCUGUAUGAUUGAAUUGGCCCUGUGUCAUUGUCCAUCAGCAACUUUAAUUAACCUUAGUUGAAUUUUUUUUUACUAGCUAUACUGCACAUAGAGAUUUCAUACUCUGUAAAGUUCACAGUCUGACCUUUGAUUGCUAUGUGACUGACAAAGAUCAAGGUCAUUCUAUGAUGUCGUAUUUAUCACAACAUAAGUUAUCCUCGGGGGCAUUAUGUUUAGACAUGAACAUCUUCAAAGUUGUUAAGAUAUUGUUCACAUUCCUUUCCCCAAUAUUGCUUGUUUUAAUGAUUUUUGUAUAUAACUUCACAGAGCAAAGUUUGGAAGAAAAUCUUUCUGUAUGUAUAUAUAUAAAUGUUCUCAGUAUUCAAGAUAAAUCAAUUCAAAUACGAUAUAUGUGUAGAACUGAAAACAAAUGAUUUUCAUUUGAAGCUGAUGAUUGAUUAUGCAAUUUUGUACAUGAUACAAUAUAUAUACUCUGAAGUUUGAAAUGUUGAAUGUAUUUAUAUGUGCAACCUUAGUCAUGCAGAGAUGGUUAUAUUUCAUGAUUUGGACUAGUGCUAUUUAUUUUACUGUAGCUAUUACAAUAUUUUGUACUUGUCAGUUUGUACAAUAUUGUACAUUUUUAUUUAAUCUGCUGAUACUCAUCAUUUCUAUUUGAUUAAAAAAUUUCAUAAUCCCAGUAAA
This is a messenger RNA of Ostrea edulis (European flat oyster), 5215 nucleotides long. RefSeq names its product protein phosphatase 1H-like. NCBI's taxonomy places the organism in Eukaryota, Metazoa, Mollusca, Bivalvia, Ostreida, Ostreidae. Gene Ontology annotation, biological process: protein dephosphorylation. The record is from RefSeq and is a predicted model, not a curated record. The transcript is spliced from 11 exons. Gene Ontology annotation, molecular function: cation binding; protein serine/threonine phosphatase activity. The coding region runs from base 178 to 1596 and encodes 472 amino acids.